Paramecium octaurelia is the source of this 447-nucleotide messenger RNA. NCBI's taxonomy places the organism in Eukaryota, Ciliophora, Oligohymenophorea, Peniculida, Parameciidae. The record is from the annotation of a GenBank genome assembly.
AUGAAUAAAAUUUAGGAAUCAUAAAAUUAUUUUGAUAAGGCCAUUAGUCUAGAUCCUAAAAUUUCAGAUUAUUAUUUUGGCAAAGGUGUAUUUAACUAUGUAUAUUUCUUAGCGAUUGCUCUAAGUUAAAUGAAUAAUUUUGAAGAAACAAUACAUUCUUGCUUUUUGAUCAAUCAAACAAGGCCAAAAAAAAAAGAUUAUAAAAAUUUUGAAGGUAAAAUUACUCUAAAUUUUUAAUAGCCAUUGCUCUAAAUUAAUUGGAUAAAUUGAGAGAAAUAUUGAAAUUUUUUAAUUCUGCAAUUAGUAUAAACCCUUAAAAUUAAUUGUAUCAAGAUUUUUAAAGUAAAAUUAAUUUUGAAUAUUUAAAUAGAGUAGAUGUUAGAUAAAAAGAAUCGUUUGGAUAUAGCAAUUUAAUAUUUGAACAGUCGUUAAUUUAAUAAGUUAUGA